UGGAAAAGUAUAGGCGGAAAGUGGAUAUAAAAAAAGGACCAAUAAUAGCAUUUUCUUCUCACAUCAACAUUCCCCUCUUUGCCUACUACUACUACUACUACUUUCUCUGCUUCUUCAAUUUCAAAGAAAACUUGCUGACUCAACCUCUCUUUUUUCCGCACGGAAACUCAAAAAUUCCUUCUGUUCCCCUCUCCUUUGGUCCCUUUUUCAAUCGCAUCGAAUUUGCUUAGUGCGAUUUACGCACGAAAAACUAAUUUCCUUGUAAUGGAAAACAAUCACCAGACACAAAUUCAGGCCACUAAUAAACCAUCAAGAUUCAAACGCAUAUGUGUGUUUUGUGGAAGCAGUCCAGGCAAAAAGCCAAGUUAUCAACUUGCGGCUAUUCAACUUGGCAAUCAACUGGUUGAAAGGAACAUCGACUUGGUUUAUGGAGGGGGCAGUGUUGGCUUGAUGGGCCUAGUUUCUCAAUCAGUUUUCAAUGGUGGCCGCCACGUGUUAGGGGUGAUUCCUAAAACUCUUAUGCCAAGAGAGAUUACUGGAGAAACCGUUGGAGAAGUAAGAGCAGUGUCUGGAAUGCACCAAAGAAAAGCAGAAAUGGCAAGACAAGCUGAUGCAUUCAUAGCCUUACCAGGUGGCUAUGGGACAUUGGAGGAACUCUUAGAAGUCAUCACUUGGGCUCAACUAGGCAUUCAUGAUAAACCAGUAGGUUUACUUAAUGUAGAGGGCUACUACAAUUCAUUAUUGUCAUUUAUAGACAAAGCUGUUGAUGAAGGCUUUGUCACACCCUCUGCCCGCCACAUCAUUAUUUCUGCCCCAACUGCCCAAGAACUCAUGUCUAAGCUUGAGGAUUAUGUCCCGAAGCAUAACGGGGUGGCACCAAAAUUAAGUUGGGAAAUGGAGCAACAACUUGGUUACACAACAACAAAAUUAGAAAUUGCUCGUUGAAAUUUCAAAAAUGAUGAGUAGAUUAUUAAUAUUUAUAGAGAAAUGUAGUAAAUUUCUUUGAGGACUUUUAUGACUUAAUUACCACAAGGUAAGAUGUUGAUGGGAAAGCUUCAGAGAAUUAAUUAAUUAGUAGCUUCACCGCACUUUUAACUUGCUGUUGAUGAUUAGUUUAAGGUAAAAAAAUAUUACGUAAUUAAUUUGUUCAGUGUUGAUUCAUUUUUGUCCAUUAGGCUAAUCAAAAGCCUAAUCAAACAUGAAAAAGUUAAUGUAGUACAAGUAAUUGUUUCUUUUCUGUCUGUAUAUGAUUGUUUGGUAAUGUACAUUAAUUCCUUUGUUAUUCUA
This is a messenger RNA of Solanum dulcamara, 1287 nucleotides long. Its product is annotated as cytokinin riboside 5'-monophosphate phosphoribohydrolase LOG1-like. The transcript has 7 exons. Gene Ontology annotation, cellular component: nucleus; cytosol. The record is from RefSeq and is a predicted model, not a curated record. Gene Ontology annotation, molecular function: hydrolase activity, hydrolyzing N-glycosyl compounds. Lineage: Eukaryota; Viridiplantae; Streptophyta; Magnoliopsida; Solanales; Solanaceae. Gene Ontology annotation, biological process: cytokinin biosynthetic process. Bases 265 to 945 code for a protein of 226 amino acids.